UAGCAUUUUCAAUUGUUAAAUACUUUUAUCAAUUACAAACAAUUAGAGAUGUGCGAGUACCCGAAAAACUGAGUAGCUUGGUCCUCGAGUCGAGCUGGCAAAAGACCGGGCGAUUCCGGGCGAUAACUCGAUAAAUGCUCGAGCUACUCGGUCGCGGAAGCUCACCUACUAUCCUCAUGCCGCUGUUCUUCAGUUCGGUGACACUAACAUUCGAAUUAUUUUUAAUACAAAUAUAAGUAAACACAUUGGUAUAGCUAAAAGUACGUUCGAUCAUGGUUUAAUAGAAGCUCACCUGUAUGUUCUGUGCUGACCAUGAAUCAGUUCAGAUAAAUAAGGUUCUAUUGCAUUGUUUUUAAAUAACAAUUUUAGGUUCAGAUAAUUUGCAUAUUUCGUUGAUCAAUAAAUCAUUAACGCAGAUCCUUUCAAGCCGUACUUCAAAUCCCAUCAAGCGGACGUAUUCAUGACGAGUCAGUAUCAACCAAACAUACCUCUACCACCAUGGCCACCGGUCUACCAUCCAGGCAGCGUUCCAGGCAUGCAAACACAUCCAAGUUCCGGUUCUCUGCCUCAGAAUGUCCUCGACCAGAUUCGCAGCUGUGUCGGCAACACAACUCCUAUAUUUAUCCUGCCAGGAGGUUCGUGUCAUCAGCCCACAAGUCAUCAACAAAGCCAGUCGAAUCAAGGCCAACAGACGGGACAGUCAACAGUGUACUGUCCACCCUCGUUCUACCCCUAUCCAAUUCCUAUGCCUGUAUUCGAUUCGUUCGGUGCACAAAAUCGUGUCAAGGACGGACCUGGUUGCUCUUGCUGUCGCAGGAGUCAAGAUUUCGAUGGCAGAGUUCAUCUGUGCUGUUGUAAUCUACAAGAGCGCGAGGAGCAUCGUUGCACGGUGACUAGCGAUGAUACUAUUUGCUCAAGAAAAAACUGUCCAGCUGCUAUAAGCUUGCAAGCGUUAGCAUCGCAGCUUCUAUCGCUGCCAGGAAUCAUAUCUUGCGCCGCUACGCGUCUGAUCUUGAGGAAGAUACCUGGGUCCAACAUAACUUGCACUAUGGAGGAUACGAUGGACAAAGCGCUGAAAUCUAUCGACACGCUUACUAAGAAUCAACUGCUGGCCGAGUCGAGGAACGCGCAGCAGGUGAACGCGUUGAUCAAUCUUCAUAUGACUACCAACUUACCGUCGAACAUCAUUCCUCUUCUGACAUUGUUGCAAUUGAAAGUGAAUGUACUUAAGGCGCAGGUUGAGAACUUGAUCAACAAGAAGGUGAUGGAGUGUCAGGCCAGUUAUGGAUGUGAGGUGGAAACUAGUGGUCCCAUUGACCCCACCAUCCUAACAAUGAAAACGAACGCAGAAUUACGAGACUUGUUAUCCGUUUUGCGGCAGAAAGAAUGCGACGAGAGAGUAAACGUGAACUUCUCGCCUUAUCAUUCGCAAAAAGUGAUCGCCGAGGCCCGAUUGAACAAUGUCCAGGCGAAGAUCCAGCAGAUCGAGGGAGAGUUCGACAGAAGAAGAGGUUGCGCGGUACCAACUCCAACACUCACCUCCAGAGUCAUUCAACAGUUCUCUGAGUCCAGGUGCACUUACGGUUUCACGCAAGCGCCAUUGUUCGAACCCUACGUGCAAAGGUCGAUGGAAUCGCCAGAUCCGUUCACGCCAAGCAUUCGCAAUCCUAGGAGGCUAUAUCUGAAGCCUCGGGAUCAGAAGGAAGGAUACAAAGCGACGUCUGAAAUUGGAACUUCAUCGUGUAAGGAUACUGGGACCGGUGAAUGCACUGUGGACUGUAUGGACAAGGCUGUCGAACCAAAAACGAGCGUGGACACGUGCAGCUGUGAAGAGAGCUCCUCAGAUGACAGUUUUGAUGGAGCUAAAAAAAAACUUCGAUUAAAGAUUGACCGAAAAGGGCUCGUGACUUUGACCAGUGUUAAUUGUAGGUUGAAAGAUGUGCCAUUGUUGAUGCUAGCACCGAACGUUACGAGAAUCGAGGAAGAUCCUAAAGAAGUGGAAGAAAUAAAGGAAAUGAGAGAACAUGUGGAACGUAUGUUAUCAGAACCAAUAUUAGAAACAGAAACUAAAGUUCUUGAAGAAGAUGAUGACGAAAACGAUGUUGAAUUAUUGCCUAUUAGAAGAAAGGCUGAUAGCAAGCAAUUUGGCAUCAUUACAAUCUCGGAUGACGAGGAGAUAGAAAAGGAAGUUGAAAAAGAACCUAAAAAAGAAAUUGAAAUAAUAGUAAUUUCGGAUGAUGAAGACGAAGGAGAGGUUGAUAUUAGAAAAGAAGGAAUGGAGGAAAAACCUAGGAAAGAGAUCUUAGUUAUUACAAUUUCGGACGAUGAAGAGGAGGAUAUUGAUCAGGAAAAAGUAGAAAUUAAAAAGGAACCCGAAAUUAAUGAAAUUAUUUUAGAGCACGAAGAUAUCGAAGUAAAACGCAAGAUUAAAGAAGAGAAGGAAAUUCCUGACCAUACAAUCGUCAAGGAAGAACCGAAAGAAGAAUUUGCAACGGGUAUUUCAGUAAAGGAGGAACUAAAAGAAGCUAUUAAAGAGGAACCAAUAGAAGAAAAGAUGAAGCGAACACCGCCAUGGAAAGUAACGAACGCUCUAAAAACUUGGCAAUUGAAAAAGAAACUUAAAUUAACAGAUAAAGAUAUUAAAACAAGUGUAGACAUACUAGAGGAACCAAAAAUGGAAACGGUAGAAGUACCAAGGGUGGAAACUGUCUCAGUAAAAGAAGAACCAGAAGAAGCAAUCAAAGCAGAAUCGAUACAAGAAAAGGUAAAACCAAUACCGGCAUGGAAAGUAGCACAUGCUGCAAAGACUUGGCAAUUGAGAACGAAACCAAAAUUACCUGAUAAAGAUAUUAAAAGUGUAGAUGUAUCAGAAGAACUAAAAACAGAAAGAGAAGUGGAAACCGUUCCAAUAAAAGAAGAACCAGAAGAAAGUAAGAAACCAAAGUUUGUCACAGAAGCGGUCAUACAAUUAAAGCCCACAGUAAAGAAAGCAGAAUUAUACAUCCCACCAAGAGUAGAAGCUACACCAGUGGGAGAAGAGUCUCCAGUUUUUGUUACAAGAGAAGAAAUGGAAACUGUUCCAAUAAAAGAACCAGAAGAAACUAAGGAAUCAAAGUUCAUCACAAGUGCGACCAUACAAUUAAAGCCCACAGUAAAGAAAGCAGAAUUAUACAUCCCAUCAAGAGUAGAAGCUACACCAGUGCGAGAAAAAUCACCAAUUUUUGUUACGAGAGCAUACAUAGAACCAGAAGUGCCGAAGAUGCAGCUGCGAGCACAACCAGAAAUGGAAAUCAAAGUUGAAUCGAAAAUAGCCAAACAAAAGAAGACAGGACAGGUUAUUAUACCUAGAUUCGAAACCACAGCAGUCAGGGAAGAAGAUACGAAAUCGGAACCAAGGAAGGAAUCGUAUGUAAGACCAAAGUGGAAAGUAGCUGAAGCCGUAAAGACUUGGGAGAAAAGAAAAGAAGUACAUCCUACUGCCAAAUCAAUGAAGCCAAGAAUAGAACCAGAAACGAUCUUAACAAGAAAACAACUGGAAGCAGCUGUCAAAGAAAUCGGGGAGCCGAAAACAGAGGAGACACAACCGCAUAUUAUAUCAAAGAAAGAAUUAGUAAAGGCUAUAAAGGAUUUAGAUUUAAAUGAAAAGGUACUUGUUGACACGGCAAAAGAGACAAAAAUAGGAAUUUUUCCAGAAAAAGAAGAACCGCGAGUAUCUGUCGAAGAAAUUGGGAAACCAGAAAGAUAUGUAGUAUCAAAGAAAAAAUUAAUGGAAGCUAUAACAGCUAUCGAAACGAACAAAACGGGAGAAAUAGAUCUGAAAGACAGGCUUGAUUUGUCAGGUAUUCGGGGUUUGUAUAAACAGGUUGUAACUACAUUGGGUGAUAAACCAGCGGUUAAAGAUAUCCCAAUAACUCUUCAACCGAGGGUAGUAGGACCAAGCGGGAUAACGUGGACCCCGGAUCCCUUGCUGAGCACUAUCAAACUUCCCAGGAAUCCAAUUGAUAAAAAGGAAACGAAUCUUAAAUCAGAUGGCGAAUUGCAGAAAAAAAAAGAAGAUGGAAAUGUGCAGAUCGUUUCCCUGAUGAACCACAUUGAAUACACGCAACGGUUCGGCGAUUUUCGGGAGACCAGUCUUAAUGAGUUGCAUGAUUGUAUCCUGGAAGAUGGACAUCAAAGAAGCUUUAAUUCUUCGGAUGUUGAAAGAGCAAACAUAGCGAAUGAUAUGAAUUUUUUCUCAAAAAGAGUAAAUACCUCUAUGAUAUUCGUUAAUCAGCAGUACGGGCCGUUAAUGAUCUCCGUAGCUACCGAGACGAGCGUAGAGAAGAUUGCACUGUCAGAAAAAAUGUUUCCAAAGCUUCAUCGAAGAGAAAGUAAGUACGAGAAAGUAAAUGGGUCGAACCCUUUCCCGCCGCUGAAGGAAUUGAAUACGAUGGGAACAGAAACAGCGAAGACCAUCUCAGAAAAUGUAUUCCAUCAAAGAGGGAUUGAAUCGGGUUGGAAGACAGUUUGUGACAGGGGUAGCUCCUGUUGGGAUUCAGAAGUAGAGGAUAGCAUUGUCUCCACGAUAUACUCCGCCAUCGAAAAUAAAAUAGCUUCGUUCACCUCGUUGCUGAGUAACGUACCGAGUUUACGAUUGAACAAAAUGUCGUCGAAUUGCAACGGAAGCUCCCUUCCGAGUCAGCGAGAUAGUAUAAAAAAUAAAAGAAUAAGAAACACGAAGGACGAUUGGGUUUACCUUCCCUCACGAAAUCGCGUUUCCGUUAGCAAGAUACGCGAAUUGAAACCGUCAAUAAUCGUAGAUAAAGAGACGAAUAAGUACUCUCUAGUUGGGCAAUCUGUUAGUAGUCGCGAGCUUGGAUUCAAGAGACCGUAUCAGAGGCGCAGGUUUCUAGUGAUAAGGAGCAAAUUAAAAAAUCCUGCAAAUUCGAAACACGAACAGCCAUUCACACUAUUUAAGACAUCGAAAAGAACAAAAGUGCCUCAAGCCACAAAACGAGAGAGGAGCAAGAAAUUUUUAUUGCUGCCUAAAAUACCGGAAGAGGUGGAAACGUUGAGCAACAAUAGCGGUGAGUUUGUAAAAAUAGAAAAUGAAUCGUUAAGUGAAACGUCGAGCAGCGAGUUUGUAAAAAUAUCUGAAACCGAAAUAUCACAACUAAUUAAUGAAUAGGUAUGAUACGGACGGAAAUAACAAUUAUACUUCUGACUCGAUUGAAAAUGAACAGAG
Ceratina calcarata is the source of this 5224-nucleotide messenger RNA. RefSeq names its product titin. The coding region runs from base 461 to 5167 and encodes 1568 amino acids. The transcript is spliced from 3 exons. NCBI's taxonomy places the organism in Eukaryota, Metazoa, Arthropoda, Insecta, Hymenoptera, Apidae. The record is from RefSeq and is a predicted model, not a curated record.